AUGAGGAUGCUUACCGUCAAACAGCCAGCGCAUCACGGCUACCAGUCCGUCCAUGACCUCCCUACGCCGCCAACCACAUCUCGACCCUCGCCUCCCUUGAUAUAUCAAGAAGAUCGCCUGCCGCGGCUCGCCUCGAUACAUCGACUCUCUAGCCCAGCCCGUCAGCCCAUGUCGGGACAUCAUCGUGGCUUGCCUCCUCCGGCGGCCAUGACGCUAGCCCAGCCUCCGUCUACACAGAGUAGUGCUGCACCUCAACCUCCGCCGCCGGCCGGUCCCCAGCUUGGCCAGCCCACCGCGCUUCAGUCCCAAUCACACUCGCAGAGCCAGCUGUUGGGGCAACUGCCAGCUCCUCCACAAUGGCAGCAGGGCCCGGACGAGUCCAUGAGAGCUUGGCUUCUGGCCAAGACCGAGGAGGAGAAGAGAAGACAGGAAGAGGAGAGAACGCGCCAGGAAAGCCUACGCUUGGAGCAAAGGAGGACAGAACAUGAGAUUCUGAGAACUUCGUUGCAAGGAGGGAUUCCUCCCCCUAUGGUGCCCGUGGUCUUUGCAGGGAUGGGCGGCAGCACUUUGCCCCAGGCCGCUCUCGAUUGGGCCCAACAGUACAUGUACUCCCAAAUGCAGGCGCAACCCCACCAGCCUCAACUUCUGCCACCCACGUCUGGUCCUGUUUCACCAGAGCACAGACGAGACUCGCAGCCACAAGCCUUCGUAGUCUAUCAACCCCAGGCAGGCGUACCCCCAACUCCAGGCUCGGCACCGGGGCCCCAGAGCGCAUACUCGGGCCAGCCUCCAGGGUCACCACACAGGCCAAGGCACUACAGCCUACCGGGAGGCCGCGCUCCAGCAUCAGGCGGUGCAGGCCUGCCCAACAUCAACACAAGUAUCCAAGGGGGGUCCAGCGCACCUCACACCUCUAUCCCUAGCGGAGCGGCGGUCCAGUCUCAAGCUCAGGCGGGCCAUUCUCAGGCUUCUCCAUCUAUAUCGUUCUUUCACUGGGAACCACCAACAAGCCACGCAUCUGGGAGCGGCUCCAAACAGCCUGCGACGCCCUCCGAAAGAUUUUCACUAGUAGGAGAAUCGCCACGGAAGCGAAAAGCAACCGGGCCUCAGCCAGCCGCACCGCCGCCUGGCACGCAACAAAGAAUCCCAUCGCCGCCCUCAUUCCAACAUGGCGCGCCAAGCUCGAGUUUGGCGAACCCCCCUCCAGGUCGACGCCGAGGCCCGGGGCAUGUCAGGCAAAGAAGUGACAUAUCUCUGUACAGGCGAGUCGGAAACGGAGGCGGAAGAGGGGAGCAGUUAGGAGGCGGCUACCGAUCCCACUCGCCCGCUUACUCUUCAGCACCCACCACGGCGAGGGAAGUUAAUUUGCCCGGCGACCUGUCACGACAGCAGCAACAACACCAGCACCAAUACCAUCAAGAGCAACAGCAACAGCAGCAACAUGCGCCCGCGCCCGCGCCCCCUCGCAACGCACCUCACUCGGUCUCAUCCUUACUUUCAGAAGAGCCUUCGCCGAGAAACGUACAGUACCACCAGUCUUCCGCUCCAGAAAUAGAGAGGAGGAAUUCGCCAACUGGAGAUUAUUCUGCAUCCAUACGUCAACGAGAACACGAAUGA
This is a messenger RNA of Pyricularia pennisetigena, 1617 nucleotides long. RefSeq lists its product as uncharacterized. The transcript is spliced from 2 exons. The record is from RefSeq and is a predicted model, not a curated record. NCBI's taxonomy places the organism in Eukaryota, Fungi, Ascomycota, Sordariomycetes, Magnaporthales, Pyriculariaceae. The coding region runs from base 1 to 1617 and encodes 538 amino acids.